Cryptotermes secundus is the source of this 1895-nucleotide messenger RNA. RefSeq names its product mitochondrial 2-oxodicarboxylate carrier. NCBI's taxonomy places the organism in Eukaryota, Metazoa, Arthropoda, Insecta, Blattodea, Kalotermitidae. The coding region runs from base 748 to 1662 and encodes 304 amino acids. The record is from RefSeq and is a predicted model, not a curated record. The transcript is spliced from 8 exons.
GAGAUCAGAUCAGAAGUAUCAGAAGUGGCACAGAUGUAGGAGUUAGGGAGACAAUGCACCGAGGUUUAUGAUCCCUUGUUUAUUUUUAUUUCUAACUGGGUGGUUGUAGAACGGGCUGAUGCAUAAUAUGAAAGAAUGAUUUGCAGAAAACAGGACCUUUAAUUUUAGCUUAAAAUAAUGUACGAAACUUUUCAGAAACUGCUUAACGCGUGAUUUAAUAUUGAGUGCCGUGGGUUAUACCAUUUCGUUUUACUAUGUAUAUUGCUAUAUUACUUGAAUUUGUGCGUCAUUAAUUCAUUUCGACGAGCAGAUCUCAUAUUUGCUUUAGCUCAUUUGUAAGCUGUGUAUUUAGCAAUGCAAAGGCAUAUAACCCACAGUAUGGCUCUUACGAUAAAUUUUAGCAGCCAAACGAAGAGCCCAAAGCGCCAAAUCGGAUUUCCUGUCCCCAGUGCCAUCUUUAUUAUAAGUUUGGUGAAGGACCAGAGGGUGAUAAGGAACUGAGUUAACUGAUUAACCCAAACAUAACCUUAUAAUAAAAUCAAACCUAACCGGAAUGAUGUACUGUGGAAUCAAAAAGAAAAGCCACACAAUGUGUGCAGUAGAGACCACAUGCACAUGGUUGUGCACCAUGUAUCUUAAACUCAGCUUCACACAGCCACCACCAUUCGAAUGUAAUAUGAAUAAGGAUGACAGUGCAUCCCUGAAGGAAUGAGUGUUUGACCAUAUCCUGUAGUAACACCAGUAAUCAUGUCAGAAGGCAGAAAGCUGUUAAAACAAGCCGCUAUGCAAGUUGGUGCUGGUGGCUCUGCAGGGUUUGUGGAGGUGUGCAUUAUGCACCCCCUUGAUUUGGUGAAGACAAGGUUCCAGAUCCAGAGUAAGAAAAUCAGUGUUCCAGGAGAUCCAAACUACUACACAGGCAUUGCUGACUGCAUGAAGAAAAUGUAUCAAAAUGAAGGAUUCUUUGCAUUCUGGAAGGGUGUAUUACCUCCUAUUCUAGUUGAAACUCCAAAACGGGCAGUUAAAUUUUUUACAUUUGAGCAGUACAAAAAGUUAUUCCUGUUCGGUUCAUCUGCACCAACACCACUGACUUUUUCACUGGCAGGCUUGGGUGCUGGAGUGACGGAGGCAAUCCUUGUCAAUCCUUUUGAAGUGGUAAAGGUGUCAUUGCAAGCCAAUCGUUCUCAUCUGAAAGAGGUCCCUAGCACAUGGACAGUCACAAAGCAGAUUGUGUCCACUCAGGGUAUUGGCUUCCAGGGCCUGAACAAAGGUGUGACGGCUACAAUUGCAAGAAAUGGAGUGUUCAACAUGAUUUACUUUGGAUUCUAUCAUUCUAUGAAAGGCUAUCUCCCAGAGUAUAAGGAUCCUGUGCAAGAAUUCUUCCGUAAGGUUGGCAUUGGUUUUGUAUCAGGUACAUUGGCAUCUUGUGUCAAUAUCCCAUUUGAUGUUGCAAAAAGUCGGAUUCAAGGACCACAACCAGUUGCAGGAGAAAUUAAAUAUAGGACUACAUUGAGCUCAAUGGCUAUUGUAUACAGAGAAGAAGGAUGGCGUGCUCUUUAUAAAGGUCUCCUACCCAAGGUCUUGCGUCUUGGACCAGGUGGUGCUAUCAUGCUGGUAGUGUAUGAUUAUAUGUACCACUAUCUGACUCUCAGAUUUCCAGACUAGAUGAGUCUGAUCUUCUCAUUUAUUGAAGUGUUAAGUAUGCCACCAAGUGCCUGUAACUUAGUUACUUGCAGAUUUGUUGCUUAUGUUGAACUUUAUAUAUUAUGUACAGUAUAGAUAGUUUAUAUGUUUUAUAAUAUUUUUAUGUAAAAAAUCAGACUGUUACCCCAGAAAAAAAUGGAUUCUAAUGAAAUGCUAUUCAUUUGUUGGUAAUAAAAUAACAUUUUCAUUGUAAU